Messenger RNA from Panonychus citri (citrus red mite), 2319 nucleotides. RefSeq lists its product as uncharacterized. NCBI's taxonomy places the organism in Eukaryota, Metazoa, Arthropoda, Arachnida, Trombidiformes, Tetranychidae. The transcript is spliced from 2 exons. The record is from RefSeq and is a predicted model, not a curated record. Bases 575 to 1456 code for a protein of 293 amino acids.
UUUUUUCUCUCUUUUUUUCAUUGAUGGUUUAAAGAUGAAAAUAAAGACAAAGUAAUUAGACUUUUUAAUUGACUAAUUAAGCUAAUAUGAUGAUUAUUUAAGUGUCCAUUGUAUUCGUUUGGUCUGUAAACAACUUGGUGACAAUUUUCCUCAUUUCUAGUGAUCAUUUAAAUUCACUAGUUAACUAAUUGUUUUUGCUCCUCUUCAUCUUUGCUCUGAUUUGAUUUUCUCUCUUCCUCUCUCUCUCUCUCUCUCUCCUUUUCUCUCCUUUUCUCUCAAUUUUUUUUACAUCUUUAUCUCUCACUUGCUCUUUCUAUCUUUUCCCAUUCUUUCCCAUCAUUUUCUCAGUCUUGUCUACCUUUUCUCUGUGAAUUUCAUUCACAGUCCAUGUUAAUUUACUCUCUUUACACCUUGUUCUUGUGGCUGCAACCAAGUGUUUCUAUUGCCAUUUUCCUGCUACUCCUCCUUUUUUUCCUUCUCCUCCUUCAAUUUCUCUCUCCUUUUGUUCAUUAAUUUCAUCUCUAGGAAUAAAUCAUUUUAGAAGAAAAGAUUGUAUUUAAGGAGAAUCUGGUCAAUGGAGUCCAUGGCACUGAUCCGUUAUAUUAAAAAUUCUCGUAAUACCGAGACUUUGAUUGCUGGUGAAUUUAUGUUCCGUAAAAACAAAUGUCGAGAUGAAAAGGUUUAUUGGAAAUGUCGGAAAUCUGGUUGCAAUGCAAAGAUAACCACUCACAAUGGUAAAGUUGUGGGCUAUUUUUUGAAACAUAAUCAUGUUGAUAACAAUCACGAUGAAAUUGUUCGUCUAGAGGGUUUACACUCACGAAAUAAUCAACCUCAGGUCACUCAAGUAGAAAAUGUGAUACAUCAAGAAAUUGUUACUCCAGAGGAAUCUUUUGUUGAUUAUUCAUUUGCUGUUGAAAGUAUUGUUGCACCAACAAGUGAUGGAGGUGAUGCUGGAACCAUUGUUGCUGAAGUUGUACAACGAAGGGUUGAUGAAUUAAAUGGUAUUAAAGGUCCAAAUGGUGACUUGACAACAAGUGAGACAACUGUUGCUGUUGCCACAAUUGAAGAUCCUGAAGCGGAAGCCGAUGCUGCUACAUCAUCAUUGACCAUUAUGUUUAAAGAAUUCAGUGAAUCCCAGAAAAAGAUUGAACAAUUGGUUACCAAUCUUGUAUCUCCUGGUGAGAGUGAUGAUUUACAAACAGAGAAUAUUAGAUUAAAGGAACAAUUGGAAGAAACUGUUCGAAAGUGUAAAAAUGAUCUGGAAGCCAAAGAGAUCGCAAUACAAGAGCAAAAAAAUCGAACGGAAACUCUUGAGAAAGAGAUGCAAAAUCGUUUAGCAGUUGAAAGAUCGAUUAAGGAAAAAUUAGCCGAUGAAAAUACAGAAUUAAAAUUGAUUGUUGAACACUAUGAGAAGAAAAUCAAAGAAAAUGUCCAAAGAAAUUUUUUAUUCCAUUAAGUGUUUAAUCAUCAACAACAAGAAGACGAAAACAAGUUAAAGAAAAACCAUCACCACUACCACAACAAACACCACAAUCACCUUUCCAGAUAAUUUGUUAUUAUGUGAUAAUUAAAUUAACUAAAUUGUGUACAAAAGCUUAAAAGGAAAAAGAGAAAAAGAAAACCUCACAAUACCAGAGACCAAUGAGAGAGGCAAAAUUAGAGAGAAAUGAAUAAUCACAUUGAUUCUCAGCAUCUUCUCUUCAUUUGGACAUUUUUUCCUCUUUCCAGAUUAAUCUCUCCAUCUACAUCAUCACCAAUAUCCUCAUAACUAUAAUAAUAAUCAUCACUCGUCAUCACAAUCAUCAUCAUCAUCAUCAUCAUCACCAAAACCACCUCUAAAACCACACACACACACACAUAGAGAAUACUGAAAACAAUUAUAAUUGAUCAUCAUCGUCGCUCCUUUUAUACAUAAACACAUAUAAAUAUGAAUUCUGACAUUUGCAUGAGAGCAUAAGAAUUAUGGAAGAAAAUUUAAAUUCUAAUUUAAGAGCAAUAAUCCUGCUAAUCAUCUCAAAUCAAAUCAUUUGGUUUCUUCUUUCCUUUGUCCAUCCUAACACCUCAUAUACAUUAACAUUUGCUUCCCGAAAGCGAGCAAUAAUAACCCGAUUUAAUUUAGUUAAUCCUUUUUUUUUGAGGUGCCAUCAAUUUUGGUCAAACCAACAUGUAUAACUAAUUUCCUCCUAAUAUGUUUCUCAUGGAAUCAACAAUUAACAAGGGAAAAAAACGAUAACCAUGUAAUAAUAUGUCAUGAUUGAAGAAGAAGAAAAAAAAAUCGAAAAUAUUCCAAUACAAUCAUUUUUUUUUCUUCUCACAAAA